AUGGCGGCGGCUGUCCCUGAUGGAGGCCAGGAGGCGGUGGUAGACUGGGUGCUCCCUUCAGAAGUGGAAGUCUUAGAAUCCAUCUACUUGGAUGAGCUGCAAGUGUCUAAAGGAAAUGGCAGGACCAUGCCCUGGGAAAUCUGCAUCACCCUGCAUCCAGCAACUGCUGAGGACCAGGACUCUCAGUAUGUUUGCUUUACUCUUGUGCUCACUGUACCCACUCAGUAUCCCAGUGAAGUGCCAAAGAUAGACAUCCGGAAUCCUCGAGGACUAUCAGAUGAGCAAAUCCAGAGGAUUUCUCAAACACUGCAACGUCUUGCCAAGGAACAUCUGGGUACCGCUAUUCUCUAUGAGCUAAUAGAGAAGGGAAAAGAAAUCCUCACAGACAACAAUAUCCCUCAUGGACAGUGCGUGAUUUGCCUGUAUGGCUUCCAGGAGAAUGAAGCUUUCACUAAGACUCCAUGCUACCACUACUUUCACUCGCAUUGCCUUGCCAGUUACGCAGCACAUAUGGAAGAGGAGAUCCGUGCACAGAGGAGGGAGAGAGAGCAGACUUUGACAUCUUUACCAAAAGAGGAAGUUGAAGUUCAGUGCCCAGUGUGCAGGGAGCCUCUGGCGUAUGACCUUGCAGCACUGCAAGCAGCACCACCACCUCAGCAGCCAAUGGAGGUGUACUGCCCUGAUGCAAAGACGCUGCAUCACAGAGAACAGCUGCGCCUCAUCUACCAGAAGCAGCAGGAGAAAGGUGGCAUCAUUGACCCUGAAGCAGAGAGAAACCGCUAUUUUAUCAGCCUGCGAAAGCCCCCAGCUACUACUGAAUGUGAACAUGCCGCCAUCUCAGAAGAUGUCACCAGUGCUGAGAAGCAGCUGGACCCACCAGUAGCCUCAGAACGUACUCUGGGAACCGCAAAGAUUGCAUCCGAGAGGAAUGAGUCUGAGAGACCAUCUUUCACUUUGCAUCACCAUAACAAGAGAGAGUGGACUCGAGGGGAGAGGCCAUCUUUCCGAGGCCCAAGACAGCAACUGCACUGCAAACCUGUGGCAGCCCCAGCAGAAACUUGCUGUCUCUUUACUGUUGAGGGGGAAUCCAAAGCCUUCGGUUGGAGAUCCCAUUGUAAGAAGGAAAGAGGAAACUGUGGAAGGUAUAACCAAAGCAUUCUGAAACCUUGUACCAGAGAACAAGUAUCUGCAUGCACUGCUAAAAAAGAGCUAUGUGCGGGAGGUACCUCACCAGCCAAAGAAGGAACUUACUUUAGAGAAGAGAAACUUGGUGUACAGAGAUGGACACAGAAGCAGGAACCUGAAGCCCGAGACAAAGAGGAGGACAGCCUAGAAACUAGUCAACAUGAACUCAGGAGACCCACCAGGUGGCAGAGUCAGCAUGCAGUGCAGGAUUGCAGGCCGUGGGGAAAGGCCAAAGGAAGAGAGCAUGGCUCUUAUCCUAGAAUGCCAAGAGGCCGUGGGUGGAUGAAACCCAAAUCACCUGCAGAACCACAGGUUCAACAGACCAAAGGAGGUUCCUAGCAGGACGAGGUCAGGGCUUGCAGAGUUCUAGAGAAGAAGAUUGCUGUUGUGUUGUCUAGCACUGGACUCUGAGAAAAAAGCACAGCUGGUUUGGAGUUCUCCUUUGAUUCAUGGAUGGUCUUCAUGUUGAGCAAUAACGAGCUUUCCUGAGAUCAUGAUACUGGGGAACGUGAUAAAGCAUGAUUGUGGACAAUAACUGAUGGCAUUAAUGGAUAAGUGGUAGAAUCCUGCAGCAAACCAGCUGCGCAGUGGUCUGGGUGGGAUGAGAGGAGGAUUAAAUUUCUUGGCAUGAAAUUUAAAAGUGUCGUUUUCAGCUUUGUCUUGGUUUGAGGCAUUCACAGGUCUUGCUACGUUUCUCUGCGUCAGCAGCAGUCGAUACGUGACACGGUAUGAUGGCUCUGGUGUCUCUGAAAGGGGUGAGCUCGAGGCAAUCCAUUAAAAAUCAGGUUCUGUUAAGUGUGCUGUAAAACAGGAUGGCCUUUGUUCAGUUUUAGAAAGUUGUGAACAGGCUGCUGAACACUGAGUUCUCUGUUGGCUCGCAGUAAUGAGUUGGAACUCAGUGGCAGUUGGCUUUGAAUAGUGAAGGCUGAGCACACCCAUUUUAAACAGCCAAAGGACCUUCAUCUCUCAGGGAAAAGCAAGGUCUGAGCUAGCCAGUAUCUUAGAAGCUGGAUUUAGAGGCAGAUUCUUUGCACCAAACCCCUUAGUUCCAUAUAUCAGUAUACCUGCGCUGCCAAGAAAAAAAAGCUGUAGAGACAAAAAUGAGGCUCCACUGAUCAUCCCAAAUGUGAUUGACAUCUAAGUUUUAGUUCCCUGUCACAAACCAUUUUGGACUCCUGUAGUCUCAGCACAGAACGUGGUUCAGUCUUGAUAUCUCCAAAUAUAUUUUGAUAUUUUUUGGAACUUGUGUGGACGCACACCUGGUAUGAAAAAUAUUCUGCUCACCGUUUUGUACCAAUUCAUUCUUGCUUUAUACAGUCCUGGCAACCAGCUAUUCCUGCACAAAGCCCAACCUUCCCUCACGAGUACGUUUUGCUCAGAGGAUCCGUCUGAGCCUGCUGUGUGUCUAUGUGGACCCUGUGCCAAUCCUGUGAGCCGCACUUGCUGCCCACUGUUUGCCAUUUUUGCCAGAUGUUUGGUAUAUGCAAACCACAGGGGUUUUAACUCUAGGAUAUAGGGGAAUUACCUGUUUAAGCUGGAAAAGCACGUUGUUCUCCUAUCCAUGUUUUGUCAUUUGACCUCAUGAUUUUCCUUUUGCGCGAGUUGUGCAGUGAGAUCUUGAAGUCCGGUCUGGUUGAAAGUCUCUCGCUGCUCCCAAGUUGGUCCCAGGAAGUGAGUUGGUAGAAAAUAGGCAAGGUUAUACCUCCUCCCAUGCUUCUGGCAUCCAGUGUCUGCAUUGCUGGAAUUUGCCCUGGGUAUGAGCAGUAGUAGGACAACGAGCCUUGAGAGGCAACAGCAUCUCUUGCUUCCUUCUAUACUGCCAGCUGCCAUAAAUGGUGGUACCCCCCCUGGCAGCUACUUCACUGACUUCUGCAGCGAACCAGCCCUACCUCCACAGUACUAUGGAAAAAUAGUAAUGUGUGAAUUUCUGCUAUUUAAAUCUAGAGGGUGACAGACAUAUAGAAGCCAAUGAAAGGAUUAAAUUGAUCUACUUCGCAGGGCUGUGGUGAGAUGGAAUGUGUGGUGAUGUGAUACAAAACUCAAGCAUAUUAAAAGUAAUCUGAAUAAA
This is a messenger RNA of Heteronotia binoei (common prickly gecko), 3253 nucleotides long. RefSeq names its product ring finger protein 25 (gene RNF25). NCBI's taxonomy places the organism in Eukaryota, Metazoa, Chordata, Lepidosauria, Squamata, Gekkonidae. Bases 1 to 1524 code for a protein of 507 amino acids. The transcript has 10 exons. Gene Ontology annotation, biological process: protein ubiquitination. Gene Ontology annotation, molecular function: ubiquitin protein ligase activity; protein binding. Gene Ontology annotation, cellular component: nucleus. The record is from RefSeq and is a predicted model, not a curated record.